AUGGAUGACGAGUAUGGAGGAUGUGGCCCGGAGCAAAGAAAAGCGGAAAGUGCCAUUGUACCAAUUGAUACAAUGACCACCUUGGCCGCCCAGAUGGUUGUAGUUACCUCAUUCCUCCAGACUAUGGCUAUUAAUCAAGGACAUCUCUCUCAAAGUGCAACGCAAGCCAAUGCGUUGACAAACACCUACAACCCUGGUUGGCGGAAUCACCCCAACUUUAGUUGGGGAGGGAAUCACGACCAGGGGGGCCAAAGGAAUCUACAAAACAGUCAUCUCGAGAAUCGAGGUAAUCCUCCAGUUGUCCAUCAUCCGAAUCAAAGCCAGGGUAAUUUUCAGAGUAAACAGGCACACAACCAAUCGUCCUCUUCUAAUACCUCUUCUAGUACCUCGUCUUCGGAAGCACUACUGAAACAAUAUAUCGAAAAGAACAAGGCAAUUGUGCAGUCGCAAGCUUCCUCCAUUAGAAAUGAGGUGCAGGUUGGACAGCUUGCGAACAAGUUUAAGAAUAGAGCACCUGGUACCAUGCCUAGCAGCAUGGAAGCACCCGGACCAAGUAGCAAGGAACAAUGUAAAGCAGUGACAUUGAGAAGCGGUAGGAAGACGGUCCCCAUGCCAUCAGUACCAGAUGCGCUUUUCCAAGACAACAUCUCCAAGAAAAUGAAAGAUCCAGGGAGCUUCACAUUGCCAUUCUCAAUAGAGGGUAAAGAAGUCAGAAAUGCACUCUAUGACUUAAGGGCAAGUAUAAACUUGAUGCCCUUAUCUAUCUUCAAGAAGUUAAACAUCGACAAUGCAAGACCCACCACAGUUACAUUGCAAUUGGCUGACAGAUCAAUAACGCAUCCAAAAGGCAAGAUAGAAGACGUACUUGUGCAAGUGGAUAAAUUCAUCUUUCCUGCUGACUUUAUUAUAUUGGAUUACGAAGUUGACACUGAGGUGCCGAUCAUCUUGGGUUGCCCGUUUCUCGCAACAGAGCAAGCACUAAUCGACGUACAAAAACGAGAACUCACCAUAAGAGUCAACAAUCAGUAA
Messenger RNA from Benincasa hispida (wax gourd), 1029 nucleotides. The record is from RefSeq and is a predicted model, not a curated record. NCBI's taxonomy places the organism in Eukaryota, Viridiplantae, Streptophyta, Magnoliopsida, Cucurbitales, Cucurbitaceae.